AUAAGGACGAUGUUAUUUUCCCAAGCCAUUUUUGUGUGUUCUCUAAUUUAUCUAGCUUAUGGAUUGCAACUUAAGGUCAGUUAUGAAUACAAAUACAGCUUUAAAGGCCCCCACCUGAUCCAGAGCAACAAUAGCAUCCCAUUCUGGGAUUACGGGGGAGAUGCUGUCGCUGGUGAUGAUUAUAUCAGAUUAACUCCCUAUAGAAGAAGCAAGAGAGGAUGGAUCUGGACCACUCUGAAAACUAACUUUAACCAGUGGUCUGUGGAAUGUGUUUUCAAGGUCUCAGGUCGAGGUCGUUCGGGCGCAGAUGGACUUGCGAUGUGGUUUACCGAGGAGAAAGGUCAGGAGGGACCAGUUUUUGGGAACCAGGAUAUGUGGAGGGGAUUAGGUGUCUUCAUGGACACCUUUGAUAAUGAUGGACAGCAAAACAACCCAUACAUUAUGGCAAUGGUCAACGAUGGAACUCAACAGUAUGACCAUCAGAAUGAUGGAUCACAACAGCAACUUGGUGGAUGUCUGCGUGACUUUAGAAACAAGCCGUAUCCCGUCAGGGUAAAGAUAGAAUACAAAAACAAAAGCCUAACGGUAUUUGUGAACAAUGGUCUGACCAAUAAUAAGGACGAUUUUGAGCUCUGUCUGAGACAGGAGAACGUAAAUCUCCCAGACAGUGGCUACUUUGGUGUAAGUGCUGCUACUGGUAGACUCGCAGAUGAACAUAGAGUCUUGGCCUUCCUCACCCAUUCACUGCUUUAAUUCACAGGACGAACAGACUACAAGAUGAUUUUUCUCUCCUACUCUGUGAAAGAGCGCAAUAUUUAGCUCUCCAGAGACAGAGACAUUAAUUAUGUAAACAAACAGUCUCUCUUCGUUAUUUGAUCAUACCCGGCAUCACCUGCCUAAAGAUUAAACAAAAUGAUAUUUUGAUUCUUCCUUUAUAUUAAACCUUUCAAAUUUGUGUCUAGAUUGAUAUCUCUGCCAUCAGA
This is a messenger RNA of Saccostrea echinata, 983 nucleotides long. RefSeq names its product protein ERGIC-53-like. Lineage: Eukaryota; Metazoa; Mollusca; Bivalvia; Ostreida; Ostreidae. Gene Ontology annotation, cellular component: COPII-coated ER to Golgi transport vesicle; Golgi membrane; endoplasmic reticulum-Golgi intermediate compartment. Bases 10 to 753 code for a protein of 247 amino acids. The record is from RefSeq and is a predicted model, not a curated record. Gene Ontology annotation, molecular function: D-mannose binding. Gene Ontology annotation, biological process: endoplasmic reticulum to Golgi vesicle-mediated transport; endoplasmic reticulum organization; Golgi organization. The transcript has 8 exons.